CCCACUUCCACCAGGCACCCAUCAGGGCCAUCACCUCCAACACUUCAACUCAACAUACCGAAAUCUCGGGCAAUAUUCUUGCGACAGGAUCCUCUGAAACGGUAGGAUACACUUGUUACAGUCACCUUUCAAUGCUUAUUCCACGACAGAGACGAAAGUAUUGGCCGUUCACCAUGCCCUCCAGCUUUCUCAAGACCCGAAGAUGACGUCAAGCCCGAUGCUCCACGAUGGUCUCCAGCUUCAUCUCCACCUACCCGAGGUCAUUGACCGCUCGCACGACGCAAUGGGAACCGCGCCGAUGAUUCCGGACUUUGUCAGCACACCAGGCCCCGCGUAGCAAGCGACCCGGCAAACCUCAUGGCGUCGGGAAGCAUCUGGCCCAAAAAUACCACGAGGAAAGUAACCAUCUGAGGUUCAACCUGCAUCUGUACCUGCCUCCCACCCGAAGGAUGGGUGGCGGGAGGGCACACCACACGUGCGUGCAGGGCCUGGCGAUAUUGCCCAGCUGGUGACUUCGGCACGAGGGCUCCAUCCGACCUGAUGAUGUUACGCGACUGGGGCAAGCCCAUCACGCUGCCGAGCCGGCAAUGUUCAACUCGCCAACAACAGGCUGAAUAGCACCAGGAAUCAUAACGGCCGGAUUGGUCUAGAUUUGGUCGUAUCGCGGGGACGAGCCGUUGGGCAAAGUGGAUAUGCUAGGGUUUAUGGCUACAAAGAGACCAAUGACGGCCCGUGAGUGGUGGAAUCUGACCCCUGGAGGACGUUGCAUCUUGGCAAGAGGGGGAGAUGGGGAAGAUGGGGGACGACCCAAGCAAGUGGAUGUCUGGAUAAAUUGAGUUGGAGAAUUGCAUCCAGGGCCGGUGCUACUUUCGACGAUCCAUUGCUACGACGGCCGGGCGAGCAUCAGAAGUUAAAAUGUAGGUGCCGUCGUCAGUGUAAACAUGACUUGACGCACCCUCAGUCAGCACCGCCCAAUCCUUCAAGAUGCGGAGUUUGUUGUGGCUCGCGGUCGUCGGCCUUGCCGUCGCCGAAGACGGUCUCGCUGCCUGGCUACGAUAUGCUCGCGUCCCGAGUGCCUCCCGCCAUCUCGGCAAACUGCCUUCCGCCGUCGUCACUCUCAACGCCACCAAGGGAUAUCCCGUCCAUACCGCUGGACAGGAGCUGGUGGACGGCAUCGGCGGUCUUUUUGGCAAGAAGUUGACUGUUGCAAAAUCAAAGCCCAAGGGUACCACUGCCACCGUUGGCACCGUCAGCGCAUACGUCGACAAGAACCCUUCUGCUGCCAAGGGUCUGCCUGACCUCGUCGAGGAUGGCUUCUACCUCAAGAUCUCCAAGGGCAACGUCCUGAUCCUCGGUCAAAACGAGCGCGGUGCCCUCUACGGUGCCUUCCACUACCUCUCCGUCAUCGCCCAGGGCAAUGUGUCCGACUUUACCCUCACCUCCAACCCCGAUGCGCCAGUCCGAUGGGUGAACCAAUGGGACAACAUGCAAGAUGGUGGCACUCAUGGCAGCGUCGAGCGUGGUUAUGGCGGUGACUCCAUCUUCUUCUGGGACGGACACAUUCGCGAGGACCUCACCCGCGCCGGUCAGUACGCCCGGCUGUUGGCUUCCAUUGGUAUCAACGCCGUCGUCGCCAACAAUGUCAAUGCCAAUGCUUCGAUCCUCACCCCCGAGAACAUGGACGGUCUCGCUCGCAUCGCCGACGUCUUCCGCCCCUACGGUGUCCAGCUUGGUGUCUCGCUCAACUUCGCCGCUCCUCAGCUUCUCGGUGGGCUUGAUACCUUCGACCCCCUUGACAAGACUGUCGUCAACUGGUGGCAGGGCAUCGCCGACAACCUCUACAAGCGCAUUCCCGACAUGGCGGGUUACCUCGUCAAGGCCAACUCGGAAGGCCAGCCCGGUCCCAUGACAUACAACCGCACCCUGGCUGAUGGCGCCAACCUGUUUGCGCGCACUCUCCGGCCCCACGGCGGUAUCAUCCUUUUCCGCGCUUUCGUCUACGAUCACCGCAGCUUGAACCAGACUUUGGACUGGAAGGCUGACCGCGCCAACGCAGCCGUCAACUACUUUGACGGUCUCGAUGACAAGUUUGAGGACAAUGUUGUCAUUCAGAUCAAGUAUGGCCCUAUCGACUUCCAGGUCCGCGAGCCUGUUUCGCCUCUCUUCACCCACCUUCGCAGGACUGGUGCCACAGUUGAGCUUCAGAUCACCCAGGAAUAUCUUGGCCAACAAGCCCACGUCGUCUACCUCGCUCCCAUGUGGAAGGAACUCCUCGACUUUGACCUCCGCGUCGACAGCAAGCCCUCGACCCUGAAGUCCAUCGUGUCUGGCAAGCGCUUCGGCCAGAAGCUCACCGGGUACGCUGGUGUCGUCAACGUCGGCACCAAUACCACCUGGCUCGGCUCCCACCUGGCCAUGUCCAACCUCUACGCCUACGGCAAGCUCGCCUGGGACCCGGAGCAAACCUCCACCGGCAUCCUCAAGGAGUGGACCACCCUCACCUUCGGCCACGACAAGCUCGUCCACGACGUCAUCACCAAGAUCUCGAUGGAGUCCUGGCCCGCCUACGAGGAUUACUCCGGCAACCUCGGCAUCCAAACUCUAACCGACAUCCUCCUCGGCCACUACGGUCCCAACCCCGGCUCCCAAGACGGAAACCCCUGGGGUCAAUGGACUCGCGCCGACGAUGACACCAUCGGCAUGGACCGCACAGUAUGGAACGGCACCGGUUUCGCCGGCCAGUACCCCCCUGAAAUCGCGGCCAUGUACGAGAACAUUGAGACCACCCCCGACAACCUUCUGUUGUGGUUCCACCACGUCCCGUACACCCAAAAGCUCAAGUCGGGCAAGACAGUCAUUCAACACUUUUACGACGCCCACUACAAGGGCAGCGCCACGGCGCAGACAUUCGUCACCCUUUGGGAGAAGCUCAAGGGCCGGAUUGACAAAGAGCGCUACGAGCACGUUUUGUUCCGGCUCAUCUACCAGGCUGGCCAUUCGCUCGUCUGGCGUGACAGUGUGAACCAGUUUUACUUCAACAAGAGCGGUAUCCCUGAUGAACUCGGUCGUGUGGGCAACCACAAGUACAGGAUUGAAGCUGAGGAGAUGGAGCUCAAGGGGUAUAAGUCGUAUAGAGUCUCUCCCUUUGAGGCAGCAAGCGGGUAUCACUGUGUCGUUACCGAGACGAACAGCACUGUUGGCACUGCCACGACGAAGCUCAAGGUUCCGAGCGGGAAGUAUGACCUUGCGGUUAAUUACUAUGAUAUGGCGUUGGGGAAUUCGACCUGGGAGCUGUUUGUGGAUAGAAAGUUGGUGGGGAAGUGGAAGGGGGAUUUGGAGUAUGAGCUUGGACGGGCGCCGUCGCCAUAUAUUGAUGGGCAGACGGCCGCGAGGAAGACGUUUAGGGGGGUGAGGGUUAAGAAGGGGAGUGAGCUAAAGGUUGUGGGGAGGCCGGAUGGGUUGGAGCCGGCGCCGAUUGAUUAUAUUUCGGUGUUGCCCGAGGGUACUGUGGAUUAAGAAGGAGUAAUCUGUAUAUGUAUACGUGUUAGAUAUAUAACAGAAGCCAGACUUUUCAGGUCAGCUGAUUUUCGGCCAAUGUUGAGCCUCCUCAGCGGCUACUUUACCGUACACUUCAAGACAUACUAGGGCCGUUACCCAAUGUGAUCCCAGGAACUGGCCUCAUUUGCGGAGUAGGUGAGCUCUGCUACAA
Podospora bellae-mahoneyi is the source of this 3709-nucleotide messenger RNA. RefSeq lists its product as uncharacterized. The coding region runs from base 985 to 3516 and encodes 843 amino acids. The transcript has 2 exons. Gene Ontology annotation, molecular function: alpha-glucuronidase activity. Gene Ontology annotation, biological process: xylan catabolic process. The record is from RefSeq and is a predicted model, not a curated record. Gene Ontology annotation, cellular component: extracellular region. Lineage: Eukaryota; Fungi; Ascomycota; Sordariomycetes; Sordariales; Podosporaceae.